AUGUCCGCCUUCGUAGAUGGGACGGCAGGCCAACGCGCUCGUGGUGGCGGAAAGCGCAACGGCGGCAGGGCUGCCGCGGCCAAGGGCGGUCCCUCGGGCAGGCAGUCGCAGGAUGCAGAUGGAGGCGACGAGGGGGAUCAUGCCGAGCCGGAAGCUCGUGGUGGCGGAAAGCGCACCGGUGGCAGGGCUGCCGCGACCAAGGGCGGUCCCUCGGGCUCGCAUGAUGCGGAUGGUGGCGACGAGAAGGAUCAUGCCGAGCCGGAAGCUCGUGGUGGCGGCAUACGCAACGGCGGCAGGGCUGCCGCGGCUAAGGGCGGUCCCACGGGCAGGCAGUCGGAGGAUGCAGAUGGUGGCGACGAGGGGGAUCAUGCCAAGCCGGAAGCUCGUGGUGGCAGCAUGCGCAACGGCGGUAGGGCUGCCGCGGCCAAGGCCGGUCCCUCGGGCUCACAGGAUGCGGAUGGUGGCGACGAGAAGGAUCAUGCCGAGCCGGAAGCUCGUGGUGGCGGCAUGCGCAACGGCGGCAGGGCUGCCGCGGCUAAGGGCGGUCCCACGGGCAGGCAGUCGGAGGAUGCAGAUGGUGGCGACGAGGGGGAUCAUGCCAAGCCGGAAGCUUGUGGUGGCGGCAUGCGCAACGGCGGCAUGCGCAACGGCGGCAGGGCUGCCGCGGCUAAGGGCGGUCCCUCGGGUAGGCAGUCGCAGGAUGCGGAUGGUGGCGACGAGAAGGAUCAUGCCGUGCCUGCAUGCCGUGGCGUUAACGAUCAUGAUGAGGACGAGCCAGCAGCUGUGACUGAUGGGAAAGGUGGACGUGAAGCUGUGAUUCCCUACCAACGGCGCAAGGCUGUGGAUCCGAGCAGUUGCGACCAUAAGGCGAGACAAGCUCGGCACGGCCCCAAUGUGCACGUUUCGAGCUCGUCUGGUUCCGAGGAAGAUUCGAGCGACAGUGAGUCGGGCAGCUCAUCCGGGAGUGAGGAGGUAUACGAGGACGAGGUUGAGGAGGAGGAGGACGAGGAUGAUGAGGAGUUGGAGCCGGAGAGCGAGGAUGGGGAGGAGGCUCGGCCUUUGAAGAGGAGGAGUGUGCGGAAGCUCAAGAAGGGCAACGCUAAGCAAAAAUCGGAGAGGGGACGGGUGAAGAUCUGUAAACAGAGUGUGCGUCGUGCCAAACCACAUGGCAAGCGCCAGAGACCUCGAUUCGAAGCUAAAAUAGUGGGUGUGCAUAGCAAGGCGAAGCGGGAGUUGAAUUUUUACGAAUCAAUGGGGAUACGAUGUCCAUCAAGCUCUCAUGAACGGCAAGCCGCGGACCCGUACGCUGCGUUACGCGAUCCGAUGGGUUCGGCUGGGAAGGGAGAUCAGAUGGCUUGGGGGUCAGCGCGGUUUGGCAAAGAAGCGAUGGACCCGCCCCCCAACCAUAUGGGGGGUCGCGCGGUUCAUGUGAAGAACGAGGGGGCAACGAAGCGGCACGAACCCUCGGUAGCUGCAGCAGCGAAUGACGGUGUGGGAGGAGGUGUGUGGGCGAAUGCCUUGGGUGAAUGUGGCGGCGGUGUGGAAGGCUCCAUGUGGGAUGUACGGGAGAGCAGGGGAGAAGGGGGGGACGAAAAAAUGGAUCCGGCGACUAAGGAGGGGAGGGGAGAGAGCAUGGGCACACCUGGCGCAUCCAGUCGGCCGGAUGUGGCUGGCGGCAGGACUGUGGAGCAGCUCAUGCGAGAGCUUGCCCAGCGGGAUCGCGAAAUCGCUGCACUCAAGGCAAGGCCAGGAUCAAAAGGAGCUGUCAAGCCCUGCACCCCUCCAUCUAGGCCUCCUCCUCUAGCAUCUCUGUCGAGCGGCCCAUCUAUAGGGGGCCUCGAUCCAGACGUGGCGCCAGAAAGCCCAGCGACGGUAGACGUAGCGGUCCGUCGAACGCGUGGGAUGCCCACACCCAAGCUGCUGAAGGUGAGAUUGUUUUAG
Molecule: messenger RNA, 1941 nt
Organism: Closterium sp. NIES-65
Lineage: Eukaryota; Viridiplantae; Streptophyta; Zygnematophyceae; Desmidiales; Closteriaceae
Source: the annotation of a GenBank genome assembly